UACUGAUGUUCUUCAAAAAGAGGCUAAAUAGUCAACUUCCGGUUAAAUGAAAUUUUAGCAAUCUGUCCAGUUUUAACAAACUAUACCAAAUAUUAUUGACCUACAAGCAUUGCUUUGUAAUGUACAUAUCAUCUAGAUUGCAGAUAUACAUGUAGCUGUCAUAUAGAGAGACCUGAGUAUGGAUGGGGACGGGAAAAACGGCCAUGUCAAUCAAGGACUUGGCCAAGCUUUACAGACUAUAAACCUACCUGUAUCAUCAUUUAUUUCACAACAUAAUACUAACCCUGCGCACUCUGCAAAUGAGACUGUUGUUCUACAGAUACAACAAUUGCUUGAGCAGCUGAAUGGGCGGGGAUUGAACUCAAUGUUGGUGGUUGUGGACCCAGUGGGGAAUGUCAGUAUCCAUGGAUCCGAGAAGGGACAACUUUUCCUCAAGGAUAAUGCGGACAUUGCAGACAGAUUUGCUAAAAUAUGUUCAGAUGAUGUGUGGACAUUACUGGGAGCACAGAAACGGUUCCUGGAGAUUGGAAGACAACAGAACCACAACAAGUCAAAUGGGGACUAUCCAAUAGACUUCUCACAUGAGCGUGCCAAUUACUUCCCCACACAGACUAUAACCACAGAUAGAGGUGGACAGGACAAUGCUUUUGUUCAGGGAAUCUUGUCUCAAAGUAACCAAAACAAGUCAUAUCAGAAUAACCCGUUGUUUCAAACCCCUUUUGGUCAGUUUGAUUCUAGACAGAACAGUUCAACUUUCUUUCAAGGUGGUUUCAAUCAGGGAGUAACCGGCACAGAUGCAUAUCCACAGCCAAACUUUAUGUCUGGUAUGGAUGUUACUGCGAACAGUCAUAGUAAUCAAACUGUGGGUGUGCCGUCGCAUGCCAUAAGUAUAGUUCCAAGUGUUUCAGACAAGCCCAAUGGUAUGAAUCAAACUGAGGAUGACUUGAUUAAAGAGAUGUUGUCCUCUACUGCUAUUCCAGAGGGACUGACAAUCAAACCAGUUGGAAAUGCUAAGAAAUCUCCAAAAGCCAAAUUUGUGGAAAGUGACAAAAGUGACGCGGCAAAGAAGAAACGUGAACGACGGCCGGAAACUUGGCAAAGGAAUAUCAAGAAGAAAUUAAAAACAGAAGGCAGGGAGUAUGUGAAUGCCAAAGGAAAGUUAGUGCCAGCCAAAGCUAUGAGACCUGUUGAUUGUUCAAAGUGUAAGCAAAGAUGCACUGACAAGAUUUCAGAAGAUACCAGGAAAAAGAUCUUUGAUUGGUUUUGGAAACUAGGUUCAUACACAGCUCAGAAAGAGUUUGUAGUGUCAAGAGUGACUCAGGUAGCGACAAGGACAAGCAAGCGAAGACAGGUGCACAGACUGUUCUCAUUUGAAAUCAAUGGAAAGUAUGAAUCGGUCUGCAAACCGUUCUUUGCUAGGACAUUAGGGAUUGGUGAUAGCUACAUUUAUAAGGCCUUUGAGCAGAAGGCUCGUGAUCUGUUUGUACAGGACGGGAGAGGAAAGCAUGCUCCUGUUAAUAAGACAUCUCUGGAACAGGUUGAAACUAUGCACAGUCAUUUAGACAGGCAUCUGGUUGAAUAUCCAACCAAUCAACCACUGCCCAAAAAUGUUCAUGCUGUGAAAUGGUAUGAUGAGUAUGUUGUUUGCUGUACUGAAGAGGGCAAGAAACCUGUGUCUAAACAUAUCUAUCGAAAGAUAUUUCAGGAUUAUACAAAGAGAUUUCCGCCGCAACCAGAGAAGAAGAAAGUAGAUCAGUCGUCACAGGAUAAACCAGAGAACAGAAAAGGAGCUAUGUCAUGGGACACAGAGCCAGUAGCAGGACCUAGCUCAGACAUAGCCUCUCGACGAAUGACCAUAGAAAAUUCUCUAAAUAAGUAAAUAAAUAAAUACAAAAAAAAACAUGAAAUGGUUAGAAGGACCUAGCUCAGACAGGGCCUCUCAACAAAUAACCAUAGAAAAUUCUCUUAACAAGUCAAUACAAAAGCUAAAUAAAAUGGUUAGAUGGACCUACAUGUGUAGUUCAGACAGAGCCUCUCAACAAAUAAAGAUGGAGAACAGUUUAAUCAAAGCUUUACACCAUUUCCAAACAACUACGGUAUAGCUGGAAAAAUCUGAAAUAUUGGAUGGGCAAUAGAUGGCAUUUUGAAAUGCAAUGUUGUAUGGAAAUUGUUAAACAACAUGUUGUGUUUGAUAAUCAUUUUUUUGCAAUUAUAAUACUUUAUAACCAGACUGCUUUAACAAAGCUUUUGCUCUUUUUAUUACAUUCUCAUUGUGCUUGAAUACAGCAAGACAUUUAAUUGAAGAAAAAAAAUGUGCCAAAUUAUGUAAUAGUGGAUAUGACUAUGACGUCAUUGAUUGAUAAUUAAACACAGUUCUGUUUGCACCUACUGAAGUAUUUAAAUGUUAGUCCUGCACCAGUACAUGUAUGUAACUGUUAGUCCGGCUAAAUUUAAAAAAAGAUAACUCUAUGAUGAUGAUAUGAUCUUUUGCGAUUUUCAAAAGGAAUUAAAGUAUUAUUUUUCAAUAAAUUGCUUUAUAAAAAUCACUUUAGAAAUGUGAAUAGAAAGAUAAAGUAACUACAAUUGCACUUUUCACAUUUCCUAAUACUAUCUGGUUAUUUUUCAAAGUCAGUUGAUCAUCAACUAAUCUUACAGCACUUUUACAUAGUUUAUCUUUUGAAAUAAACCCAUUAAAAGUCUACAGAGCGCAUUUUAUACAUGUAUAAGUUCUCUGCCUAAAACACCUUUUUGAUCUUGGAAGAGUGAAGUCUUCUCUUAGAAUGGUAUUUACAGAAUAUGAAUUCUAAUAAUUUUUCAAGCUUCACGUUCUUGUUUUGGUUCGAGAACAUGCCAAGUUAUCAAUUAUAUAUAUUAUUAAUUACUUGUUAAAUAUAACAUAUUAGUUAUGAUGUUUUUAUUUUAAAGUUUUAAUGAUAAGCUUUUUUAAUGAUUUGUUAUUUUGUUUCAGACAUUGUAAAAAUUCAAAAUAUACAACUUUUAGCACAUGAUAAGUGAUGUCUUGAAUAUUUUUGCAUUCUAUUUCGUGUGCAGAGAAACGUACAUAAUGAUUUUCCUCGGUAGUUCAAUAACAUCAAUAAUUGACAUUUACAGUGAAGAACACUACUUUUACUACUUACUUAUUUUAUCAGAGGGAAGACUGUAUUGAUGAAUUUUAUGUAAAAAGUUGUACAUAUCAUGAUAUGUAAAAGUAUGUACAUGAAUCCCAUAUCUGAAUCUUUUCUUUUACUCUUAAGCAUUAUUGAGACACAUCAGGAGCAAACAAUAUUAUAUAAGGAUAUCAGGGAGUAUAAGUGUAAUACUUUACUUGUUAGCUCACCUUAGCACAUAGUGCUAAGCAUGAGCUAUUGUGAUAUUGGCGAUUGUCGGUCUUUGUCUGUCCGCCUGUCGUCAAAAGUUUCCUUCAAACAGCUUCUACUUCUAAACCACUGGGACAAUUUCAACCAAAUUUCCCGGGAAUGUUCCUUGGGUGGUUCUCUUCCAGAUUCCUGUCUAUAAAAGAGGUUCCUUACAGAAUUUGGUUGCCAUUGAUAGCGAAAGGAAAAGCUUGAUCUCCAAAUAAUUUCAUAGAAAUGUUCCCCUGUAUCAAAUUCCUACACCCCAUGUUGGUUUUUAAAAAAAUGGCUUCCAGGGGGUAGGGCUUCUUUUCAGUAUACGUCUAGAUGAAAAACUUUGAAAAUCUUCUCAGAAUCUCCUGACGCUACAUUAAAAUAAUUUCGCAGAAAUGCUCCUUGAAAAUCUCUUUUGUUGACCCGAUUUCAAAAUAAAUUCACAAAAAUGAUCCUAAUGUGACCCUCUGUCAAAUUCCUUUACCUCGCCAUGAUUAAGAACAACAUUGGGUCUAUAUUUCUUUAUAUAACUCUAUGGAAAACUUGCAAAAUCUUUUCUUCAGAAACUGUUGGCUUGAUUUCAAAAUCUUUUCACAGAAAUUUUCCUUAUGUGUCUUUUUUUACCAAUUUUUUUUAUUUUUUUUUUUUAUAAUUAUUUUAUCGUUUUACAAUCAUUAAAGAUAUCAACUUCAAACUUCAUGAGUCACAGUAACAAUGUUUUGUGAUAAGUUAUAUAACUCCAACAUAAAUAUUUUAAGAGUAAUGGCCCCUUGUAACUUUUUAAACAAAUACAUAUUUUUUAUGCCCAGUUUUAAAAAAGGGGGACACAUUUAAGUUUCAACUGCGGUGUAUGGGCGGGGGGCGUCCAGUAUGUUUUUCGAUCAAUUACUUUAGAACCCUUAAUCCAAUCAGGUGAGUGAUAUAGGGACAUCUUGUUUUUAGUAAUUUAAGGUUAAUGUGUACCUUUACAACUACCUUUUAACUAAUGUUUUGCUUUUUUGCCUUUUGUUAUGGAGAAUUCCUCUAUUAUUCAGUUUUCGUUCAAGUUUUAGUACUUGGACUCUUCCUUUUCUUUUAUUUGUUAAAAAAAAAUAACCGAAUUAAAGGACUUCGCUAUUUUAAUUGUGCAAUUUUAACUAUAAAAAGAUAUUGAGUACGGUACUUAUAUUUUGUUUGUGAAGCUUUAACUGCCUUUUAUGAUCAGCUUAUGGAAGGGCUCUCUCAUGCUCUAUAUACUCUUGCGCACAGUGGUCACAAAUUGGCUCAGAGAGAGCAAUAUUUGAUAAGCACAUAGAGUGCUGAUUUUCUACCUUCUGUACCCUGUGCGUAGGAGUGUAUAUGGUCAGAGAUGGAAAAUGUUUAUUCCGUGCAUAAAGUGAACAAACUGUCACAUUGACAAUAGUAUUAAACGUUGUCUGUAGAAGUUAAACUAAAGAUUUUGUUAUUAUUAAAUAUUAAGAAUAUGACGAACAAUACUUCAUUUUUUUCGGAAAGUGCUAUUGAAGCUAUUAAAAUUGGAUGAUUUAAGGUUUAAAUCUAGGAAGUUCUGUUCAAAUGACUAUCAGUUUCUAUUUGGUGUAUUUUCAUAAAAAAUAAUUGAAAUAAUCCAAUUUGAACACUGUGAAAUGUAAGAGAGAUUUCCUGGAACAUUUUCCAGGUUUCAUUAAUGAUUGUUUCGUAUACAUUUACCAUUCUUUAACUAUCCAGCAUGUUGUCUGUUUAUGCAUGGUCAAUGUGUUUUAUUUUUCACACUUCCUGUAUUUUUGUGAAGAAUUUUACAUAAUUGUACAAACAUAUUUGUAAAGAUUUACAUUUAAUAUUCUCUUAUAUGUGAAUUCAUUUUUAUUUGAACAUCGUUAAAUAGACUAGUUUUGUUCUGACAUUUAAAUGAAUAAACAUAUUAAACCUA
Molecule: messenger RNA, 5256 nt
Organism: Mya arenaria
Lineage: Eukaryota; Metazoa; Mollusca; Bivalvia; Myida; Myidae
Exons: 4
Coding region: 179-1879 (566 amino acids)
Source: RefSeq, a predicted model, not a curated record